AUGGCCUCUCCUCUGGCUGCCCCCACAGUGGUUGCAGAUGUAAUUAAAGAUCUAGACACUCAGAUAGCUUUGAUUGGUUUGGGUCCUCACAACCCCAAGAAGAAGCAGGACCUUGAGAAGCUUUAUGAUCUAAAAGCUAAAGCCCAACAGAUUAUGAACCAGUUUGGCCCUUCUACCUUGAUCAACCUCUCCAACUUCUCCUCGAUCAAGCAGGAGCCCCCCAGCCCCCCCCCCCAGAGCUCCAUGGCCAACAGCACCACCGUGGCCAAGAUGCCAGGGACACCCAGUGGAGGAGGACGUCUCAGCCCUGAGAGCAACCAGGUUUUAACCAAGAAGAAACUGCAGGACCUGGUGCGUGAGGUGGAUCCCAACGAGCAGCUGGAUGAAGAUGUGGAGGAAAUGCUGCUCCAAAUCGCCGACGACUUCAUCGAGAGCGUGGUCACUGCCGCCUGCCAGCUGGCCCGGCACCGCAAGUCCAGCACCCUGGAGGUCAAGGAUGUGCAGCUGCACCUGGAACGUCAGUGGAACAUGUGGAUCCCGGGCUUUGGUUCUGAAGAAAUCAGGCCCUACAAAAAAGCCUGCACUACAGAAGCUCACAAACAGAGGAUGGCGCUGAUCCGCAAAACCACCAAGAAAUAACCCCUGGGAGGAGGAGCCGGGAGCAGACGCCGCAGGUUGGGACACCUCCCUCUCCACCCAAACCUCCACAACGUCACCACCAUCCAUGGGAUAUUUUUUUUAAUGCUUUACAGAGAAGCAUCUAUUUUUGAUGACCGGUCCAGCAAUAUCUUGACUUUCUGAGGAGAUCUGCCAAAAAAAAACAUCCUGCCCCCUCUUCCUCAU
Molecule: messenger RNA, 843 nt
Organism: Chaetura pelagica (chimney swift)
Lineage: Eukaryota; Metazoa; Chordata; Aves; Apodiformes; Apodidae
Gene: TAF12
Product: TAF12 RNA polymerase II, TATA box binding protein (TBP)-associated factor, 20kDa
Exons: 6
Coding region: 1-639 (212 amino acids)
Biological process (GO): DNA-templated transcription initiation; RNA polymerase II preinitiation complex assembly
Cellular component (GO): transcription factor TFIID complex; SLIK (SAGA-like) complex; SAGA complex
Molecular function (GO): TBP-class protein binding; DNA binding; protein heterodimerization activity
Source: RefSeq, a predicted model, not a curated record